Messenger RNA from Selaginella moellendorffii, 809 nucleotides. RefSeq names its product probable phospholipid hydroperoxide glutathione peroxidase. Bases 124 to 747 code for a protein of 207 amino acids. Gene Ontology annotation, molecular function: glutathione peroxidase activity. The transcript has 7 exons. The record is from RefSeq and is a predicted model, not a curated record. Lineage: Eukaryota; Viridiplantae; Streptophyta; Lycopodiopsida; Selaginellales; Selaginellaceae. Gene Ontology annotation, biological process: response to oxidative stress.
CUUCCCGGAAUGCGCUGCGCCAAGAACGCGGUGUGAGAAUCGCUUGGCUCGAUCUGUGAGCAGUCACUCGCUUGUCGCAAUCCAGACACAAGAAUCCACAGCUAGUUUUUAACGUACCAGCGAAUGAUACUUAGUGCAUAUUCCUCAUAUAUAUCGUUGGUUCUUGUGCUCUUGGUAUCUUUGUAUUGGAGGAACCCUUCGCUUUUUCACGACUCUGCAAGAAUCUUCUCGCCGAAUUAUCGGAACAUGAGCUCUUCGGAUAAGCCCUCUAGCAUCUACGACAUUACUGUCAAGGAUGCUACAGGAAACGAUGUUUCUCUCGGCAGCUACAAGGACAAAGUUCUCCUGAUUGUAAACGUUGCAUCGCAAUGUGGCUUCACUACAACCAAUUACAAAGAACUCAACGAGCUCUACGAGAAGUACAAGGACAAGGGCUUUGAGAUCCUGGCCUUUCCGUGUAACCAGUUUGCCGGGCAAGAGCCUGGCUCUAACGAAGAAAUCCAGCAAACCGUGUGUACUCGAUUCAAGGCCGAGUUCCCGGUUUUUGGGAAAGUGAACGUGAAUGGAGCAGACACAGCUCCUGUUUUUAAGUACCUCAAGUCUGCCAAGGGUGGGGGCAUUUUCGGCGACUUUAUCAAGUGGAACUUCAGCAAGUUUCUGGUGAGCAAGACUGGUGAAGUUGUUGAGCGCUAUGCUCCAACUACAAACCCAUCCAAAAUCGAGAAGGAUAUCCUGAAGCUUCUGUGAGCUUCGUGUGUGAAAGCAAAGGUACACCAGUAAAGUUACAAUAAAGAAAGGCUAUCAUCGUC